Emys orbicularis (European pond turtle) is the source of this 1738-nucleotide messenger RNA. RefSeq names its product chromodomain Y like (gene CDYL). Lineage: Eukaryota; Metazoa; Chordata; Testudines; Emydidae. Gene Ontology annotation, molecular function: transcription corepressor activity. The record is from RefSeq and is a predicted model, not a curated record. The transcript is spliced from 7 exons. Gene Ontology annotation, cellular component: nucleus. Bases 104 to 1738 code for a protein of 544 amino acids.
AGGAGGAAGAAGAAGGAGGAGGAGGAGGGAGGCCACACAGACACCAACUGAAACAAAGUAUCUCCAAACCAGCCCCCAACUCCACCUUGUGAGACUCCCCAGCAUGGCUUCCGAGGAACUCUACGAGGUAGAGAGAAUUGUCGACAAGAGGAAAAACAAGAAGGGAAAAAUAGAAUAUUUGGUGCGAUGGAAAGGAUAUGAGAGUGAAGAUGACACCUGGGAACCUGAACAGCACCUUGUAAAUUGUGAGGAAUAUAUACAUGAAUUUAAUAGGCGUCACAAUGAAAAGCAAAAAGAAAGUACAUUAACCAGGACAAACAGGACCUCUCCAAAUAAUGCCAGAAAACAAAUUUCUAGAUCUACCAAUAGCUCUUUUUCAAAGACGUCACCUAAAUCUUUAGUGAUUGGCAAAGACCAGGAGUCAAAAAAUAAUCAAUUGUUUACUGCCACCCAGAAGUUCCGGAAAAACAAUUCACCAUCUCUUUCUGGCAGGAAAAAUAUGGACCUUGCAAAAUCAGGUAUUAAAAUCCUUGUUCCCAAAAGUCCUAUUAAAAGCAGGACAGCAGUUGAUGACUUUCAAAAUGAAAGCCCUGAUAAAUUGGACCACAUAGAACAGGAUCAAGAAGACUCUGUAGCACCAGAAGUGGCAGCAGAAAAACCGGUGGGAGCUUUAUUAGGACCUGGUGCAGAGCGUGCUAGGAUGGGGAGCCGGCCAAGAAUACACCCAUUAGUGCCACAGCUACCAGUGCCAGUAACAGCCACAAUUGCAUCAGCAUUAACAAUAAAUGGAAAAGGUACAUCCACCUUUAUUGAAGCAUUAGCAGCCAACGGUACAACCAACAUACAAACAUCUGUAACAGGAGUGACAGCCAGCAAAAGGAGAUUUAUUGAUGAUAGGAGAGACCAACCUUUUGACAAGAGGCUACGUUUCAGCGUGAGACAAACUGAAAGUGCUUACCGGUAUAGAGACAUUGUUGUCAGGAAACAAGACGGAUUCACGCACGUUUUGCUAUCAACAAAAUCAUCUGACAACAACUCACUAAAUCCAGAGGUAAUGAAGGAAGUCCAAAGUGCACUGAAUACAGCAGCUGCAGAUGACAGUAAACUUGUGCUGCUCAGUGCAGUUGGUAGUGUCUUCUGCUGUGGUCUUGAUUUUAUUUAUUUUAUACGACGUUUAACAGAUGAUAGAAAAAGGGAAAGCACUAAGAUGGCAGAAGCUAUUAGGAAUUUUGUGAAUACUUUUAUUCAGUUUAAGAAGCCCAUCAUUGUAGCAGUAAAUGGCCCAGCCAUUGGACUUGGAGCAUCAAUAUUAUCUCUCUGUGAUGUGGUUUGGGCUAAUGAGAAGGCUUGGUUUCAGACACCGUACACUACUUUUGGACAGAGUCCAGAUGGAUGUUCAUCCCUCACAUUUCCUAGGAUAAUGGGCCUGGCUUCUGCAAAUGAAAUGUUAUUCAGUGGAAGGAAGUUGACUGCGCAGGAAGCUUGUGCAAAAGGAUUGGUAUCUCAAGUGUUUUGGCCGGGAACAUUCACACAGGAAGUAAUGGUUCGAAUUAAGGAACUUGUCACAUGUAAUUCAGUUGUGCUUGAAGAAUCCAAAGCUUUAGUCCGUAAUAUCAUGAAGGUGGACUUAGAACAAGCAAAUGACAAGGAGUGUGAAGCUUUAAAGAAAAUCUGGGGCUCUGCACAAGGAAUGGACUCUAUGUUAAAAUACCUGCAAAGGAAAAUCGAUGAAUUCUGA